Molecule: messenger RNA, 1129 nt
Organism: Exophiala oligosperma
Lineage: Eukaryota; Fungi; Ascomycota; Eurotiomycetes; Chaetothyriales; Herpotrichiellaceae
Exons: 2
Coding region: 159-908 (249 amino acids)
Source: RefSeq, a predicted model, not a curated record
GACGUCGGUGUGGAUGUGAUCUACGUCGACCUGCAGUGUCUAUUUCCCCGUUGCUUUUUUGGACAAGAGAACCCGGUCAUCAUCAUCUUACGUCGGUUUUUCUCUGUUGCAUACUCCUUCUUCACCCUCCUCUACAUCUUGACUUCCACUUUUCCAACAUGUCUGCUGAACAAGAGACCAAAUCUACUGAAGAGACCAACCUCGGCGGAAACCUCGACGCUGCUGGUUCUGCCUCAGGCGCUGGAAGCAUAGGAGCCUCUGCCAGUUCCAAAAAGUCCGAAGAACGACGGAAACCCAAGAAGCUCGGCCAGAAAGGCUCAGCCAACGGUACACCUCAGAAGGAAGAAGCCGACGGUGAAGUGGACGCCGGUGGUGACGACGAACCGCCUUCGACGCCAGCUCCUCAACCAAAGAUGGAACAACAAUCACGCUCAAAGUCACGACAGGCCAGUCGAGGUCGCGGUCGCGGAUCGAGUCAACCACCCAGCGACACUGACAGUGCCUAUCGGAGCGACGUGUCUCAGAAGGGUGGCAGAAGAAACAGGAAUCGCAACCGAGGAAAGGCCCAGGCCCAGUCACAAGCCCAGACACAAGGACAAGACGGCGGCCUCCUCGGCGGAGGAGGCGGCGGUCCUCUCGAUGCCGUCGACGAAGUGGGCGAGACUGUCAACGGUGUGGUCGACGGCGCCAGCGGCCUGGUCAAUGACACGGCCGGAAAAGCCCUCAGCAAGCCUCACGAAGCUCUCGGCGGUCUCCUCAAAAACAAGGGCGGCAAGGAGGAACAGGAAGGAGGUGACGAUGAAGGUGAAAAUGAGCAAUUGCGAUUACGGCUUGACCUUAACCUUGACAUCGAGGUCCAACUCAAGGCCAAGAUCCACGGUGAUUUGACUUUGGGUCUCUUGAACUAGUGCUUGACGAGAUGCAAGUACCAGCGCCUUACUUGUGUAUCUACUAUCCAUCCAAUGUCGACGAGAAUACCCGAUUGUCAAAGAUUUUCGUCUCGGCGAUUGAUUGCUUUGGAGAAUUUUGUCGGGAGACUGUCUCAUUUUUAUUCAACGGUGUUGAUGUCAGUUUGCAUUUUGAGCUGGCCGGCGCAGAUCCUUUGAUCAAUGUAUGUAAUAAAACGAAC